This is a messenger RNA of Fukomys damarensis (Damara mole-rat), 3915 nucleotides long. It is a transcript of the gene Galnt6, whose product is annotated as polypeptide N-acetylgalactosaminyltransferase 6. Bases 765 to 2687 code for a protein of 640 amino acids. The record is from RefSeq and is a predicted model, not a curated record. Lineage: Eukaryota; Metazoa; Chordata; Mammalia; Rodentia; Bathyergidae. Gene Ontology annotation, cellular component: Golgi apparatus. The transcript has 17 exons.
AAAUUGUACAGGCUGGGCUCAAACUUCUGAUCCUCCUGCCUCAGCAUCACAAAGUGCUGAAAUGACAGGGCCUGGCGUCUACAUUUCUAACACUCCCGAGCGCUACUGUGAGUGCAGGUCCGGGAAGCCACACUGAGGAACUCUCUGCAGCUGCGGGAUCAGCGCCUCCCGCGUACAGGCCGAAGAAACGGAACCCACAAAAAACAGGAGAAAACUGCUUCUUGGAGAACCCAGGCGGUGAGGAGUACAGGAUCAUCGAAGGAAGAGGAAGUCUGGAGCUGGUGGAACAGUGGAAAGUACUGUGAUAGUGUGUACCACCGCCCAACCUGGGGGAAAUUUUCAAUAGACUGGCUGCAAAAAUAACUUUUGGUGCAUCUUCUGGGAAAAUAAGCUACAAUACUACAGCACUGGUCUGGGGGAAGAGCCAGAGUGUAUCGAAGGUGUAAUUACGGGAGAAAGUGCAAAUCUCCCAUCUUUCUAAGGUCAGAAGGAUCAGAGUGCUGUACGCAGUGGGUGAUUAUCAGCAGUCAGAUAGACCUUGGCCUGUUUCUGGUACUAGUGAGAGAAGAGGGAGUGCGAGGAGCUGAGACAAACCCCACUGCAGAGGACCACAAGGCACUGCCAGAAUGAAGAAGUCGGAGUGACCUGGCUGACUCAGCUGAAGAGGUCUUCCUGCUGGAGGCUGAGCCCCCACGGCACCACGACAUAUCAAGCUCUUUCUAAGGUCAGGCCCAGAGCUUGGAACUGAGUCUGCUGGGAUCCCCAUGUUGUGGAGGAUGAAGCUCCUCCGCAGACGCCAUAUGCCUCUGCGCCUGGCCAUGGUGGGCAGCAUCUUCAUGCUCUACCUCUUCAUCCGGCAAAAAGAUGAAGGUGGCAGGGAGCAGGUCACAGAGAAGCCUUGGCUGAAGUCCCUGGUGGGCCAGAAGGAUCACGUCCUGGAUCUCAUGCUAGGGGCUGUGAACAACCUUAGAGACUCAAUGCCCAAGCUCCAGAUCAGAGCUCCAGAGCUCCAGCAGCCUCUGGUCUCCAUAAACCAAUCUUGUCCUGCCGGGUUCUACACCCCAAAUGAGCUAAAGCCUUACUGGGAACGGCCACUACAGGACCCCAACAGCCCUGGGGCAGAUGGGACAGCAUUUCAGAAGAAUGAGUGGACCCCCCUGGAGACCCGGGAAAAGGAAGAGGGAUACAAGAAGCAUUGCUUCAAUGCCUUUGCCAGUGACCAGAUCUCCCUGCAGAGGGCCCUGGGGCCAGACACCCGACCCCCUGAGUGUGUCCACCAGAAGUUCCGACGCUGUCCCCCACUGCCCGCCACCAGCGUCAUCAUUGUGUUCCACAAUGAGGCCUGGUCCACACUGCUGCGAACAGUGUACAGCGUCCUACACACCAGCCCUGCCAUCUUGCUGAAGGAGAUCAUACUAGUAGAUGACGCCAGCACUGAUGAAUACUUGAAGGAGAAGCUGGAGCAGUACAUGGAGAAGCUGCAGAUCGUGAAGGUGGUGCGGCAGGAGGAGCGGAAAGGGCUGAUCACUGCCCGGCUCCUGGGGGCCAGUGUGGCACAGGCAGAAGUGCUGACGUUCCUGGAUGCCCACUGUGAGUGCUUCUAUGGCUGGCUGGAGCCCCUCCUGGCUCGAAUUGCUGAGGAUGGGACAGCAGUGGUGAGCCCAGACAUCGUCACCAUUAACCUUAACACCUUCGAGUUCUCCAAGCCCAUCCCCGGGGGCAGAGUCCAUAGCCGGGGCAACUUUGACUGGAGCCUGACCUUCGGCUGGGAGACUCUACCUGCACACGAGAAGCAGAGGCGCAAAGAUGAGACCUACCCCAUCAAAUCCCCGACGUUUGCUGGUGGCCUCUUCUCCAUCUCCAAGUCCUACUUCGAGCACAUCGGUACCUAUGAUAAUCAGAUGGAGAUCUGGGGAGGGGAGAACGUGGAAAUGUCCUUCCGGGUGUGGCAGUGUGGGGGCCAGCUAGAGAUCAUCCCCUGCUCUGUGGUAGGCCAUGUGUUCCGUACCAAGAGCCCCCACACCUUCCCCAAGGGCACCAGUGUCAUUUCUCGCAACCAAGUGCGCCUGGCUGAGGUUUGGAUGGAUGACUACAAGAAGAUUUUCUACAGACGCAAUCUGCAGGCGGCAAAGAUAGCCCAAGAGAAAUCCUUCGGCGACAUUUCGGAAAGACUGCAGCUGAGAGAACAACUACACUGUCGCAACUUUUCCUGGUUCUUGCACAACAUCUACCCAGAGAUGUUUGUUCCUGACCUGAAUCCCACCUUCUAUGGAGCCAUCAAGAACCUUGGUAUCAAUCAAUGUCUGGAUGUGGGUGAGAACAACCGUGGAGGGAAGCCCCUCAUCAUGUACUCCUGCCAUGGCCUUGGCGGUAAUCAGUACUUUGAGUACACAACCCAGCGAGACCUUCGUCACAACAUUGCCAAACAGCUGUGUCUACAUGCCAGUGCAAGCACACUGGGCAUGAGAAUCUGUCACUUCACUGGAAAAAAUACCCAAGUGCCCAAGGAUGAGGAAUGGGAAUUGACUCAGCUUCUGGCUGAGACACAAUGGAGUGGAUUAGGCAAUCUAAUGGAUCAGCUCAUCAGGAACUCAGGAUCUGGUACCUGCCUGACAUCCCAGGAUAAAAAGCCAGCCAUGGCCCCUUGCAAUCCCAGUGACCCCCACCAGCUCUGGCUCUUCGUCUAGGCCCUUGAUCAUCCCCACUAUAAGCUCCCCUUACCCUCCAAGUCUUCUCAGGAAGCAGGAUUGUCGAUGUCUGGGAACCUGACCAUCAGUCCUCCGUAGACCUUCAAGAUGGAUUUGUAAAUCAAAUGGAUAUCAAGGCAGGACUUUCUUGCUCCUUGUAACAAGUCUGGGUCCAUUUUCUUUCCUUCACACUGAUAGAAGAGACUAUGUGGAUACACCUAGAGCUUUCUUUUUGUUCUUGAAACAAAGGCCUCCAGAGCAGAGGGCAGCAACCCUGAGGUCAAGAAAAAUACCUCUGCAACCUUUUCCUGAAGCCUUUGUCAGCCAAAGCACCUGAACAAUUUAGUGAAAUACUGUAACCUAAGACAGGGUUUUGAGGUCAGAGGAAGCCUUCCCUGCUAAUAAUACCCAGUGUGUAGAACAGAUUAUGAUUUACAGAAAGCACCCAGCUAGGUGUCCUUUAUCUUAUUUCAUUUGCACAAUAAUCCUGUGAGAAAGACAGGACAAGAACUUCUGUGUCCAUCUUACAGGCAAAAGAGCAGAGAGGUAAAGUAGCCUGUCUACAGUUGCAGAGUAGUGGCUGGUUGAAGCUGACUCUGAGGCUCAGUCUUCAAUGCUGUGAAUUCAAGGCCAGCCUGGGCUGCAUAGCAAGUUAAAGGUGAGCCUGGACUGACUCGCUCUGUGCAACAAGAACACUAGGCAACUGGCCAGCAGUUUCCCGCUCCUUCUUUGUCCCAUCCUGAUCGUGGAGGUGCUGUCAGCCCAGAUGAGGUUAACAAGAGUCCUGGCCAGACUGAGAAAGCAGAGACACUGCGCAGUCAAGCACAACUGAUCCCAUCUGCUGUGCUUGCAUGAAGUCCUGGUACGAAGCAGACUCAGUGUGCGUGCCAGCUCUUCAAGCAAGGUGGACUGGACCCCACUGCACCUGGCUGCUUUGUCUGAUACUCUGGAAGAAAAUGAAAAUUCUGUCCUGACGUCUUUUGAGCAAUAGCAGGCUGUCACCACAUGAGGGUGCCAUGGGACCGCCUUUGCCUCCUGUUUGCACUCAGCAUGGCAAGAGGGAGCCUUCAGUACGCGAUAAAGGAGACACUGUGAGGUGCCCUGGCCAAAGGAAAGGAGAAAGUGGCUGGGAUAGGACCUGGAGUGGGAAAAGGAGAAAGUUCUACCUCUGAAGGAGAAGAGUUGGAAAUGGGAUCCCAGUGGAAAUAAAGGUUUCAUGGCAUUUGUA